AGUACCCCAGUCACUUUGUGGAGUAAAUUAGGUGGUGAGGUAAGGUUGCUAAUGUGUGUUGUAAAAGACCUUAUCUAACAGCAGAGAAAAUUAAGUCCUGGAAAGGAUUUGACUCAAUAGUCAGUCAUAUGCCUUGCUUUAUAGUGUGCCCAGCCAAUAUGGAGAUGGGGGGUGCGUGUGGAAAAAGACAGAGUUAAAUAUUUUAUUUUUAAGCACUAAAUAUUUAUUGACAGAAUAUCUCUCCAGGCGGUGUUCACAUGCUUAGAACUGACGCUUUUAACUUGGCAGUGCCUUUUAAGCAAACAAGCUCAGUCAGUUGAGCGCAAUGAUUAACAGGAAGCUGGGGAGCUGACACAGUUGACAACCUUUGGCCACAAGAAGAGGCCGGGUUUGAGUCUUGUGGCAAUGACUAGCAGGGUGGCCCCUCGCCCUUUAGUGAUUUUACUAUGGGGACAGGUGGGCACACUGGAAUCACAACCUUCCUGAGGUAACUUAUUUUUGUGUAGGAACAGGUUGCUGAUUAGUGGGAGACUGAGCAAAGCAAAUCCAAAGGAAUUACUUCAGAAAUGCAUCAAAGAAAGGUGGAAAUGCAACACAGCUGUAAAUGGAAGAAAGAAAAAGUACGAGAACGGUCCGCUGGAAGGGCAUGAAACAGCCCAUCAGAACGGCAUGUACCGAAAGGAUGACAAUGGAUUCUGGAGAAAAUGUAAGUUAAAUAUUUAUCUCCACUCUCGUCAGAUCUCAAGAGACAUUUUACUCAUUUCCUGGUUUUGAAUAAUGGGCUCUUGGAAGCACUGUCUUUUUAGUGUGUCUCUCGUCACGGCCCUGAUUUUCGUAUUUGUUUACAAUAACAAGCUUUUGGAGAAGAAACGUCUUCUGAGGACGUCUCUUACCAAUGCUUCGCUCUUAGCAGAAACCUGUCAUCAGAUUCUUAAGGGGAAGGUUUUUUACUUAACAGAGAAUGCGUUGAAAACUACCCUCAGUGGAUCUGCCUGUUAUGAAUACAUGGUUCAGAGUCACUAUAUAACAGAAACGCUCUCUGAAGAAGAGGCUGGGUUCCCUUUGGCUUACUCAAUGACCAUCCACAAAGAAUUUGGAACUUUCGAGAGGCUCUUCAGAGCUAUUUACAUGCCCCAAAAUGUCUACUGCGUCCAUGUGGACGAAAAGGCAGCAGCUGAGUUUAAAGAUGCGGUGGAGCGAUUGCUGAGCUGCUUCCCGAAUGCCUUUCUGGCUUCCAAGAUGGAGCCGGUUGUCUAUGGUGGGAUCUCCAGGCUCCAGGCGGACCUGAACUGCCUGAGAGACCUGGUGGCCUCCGAGGUCCCGUGGAAGUACGCCAUCAACACCUGUGGGCAAGACUUCCCCUUGAAAACCAACAAGGAAAUUGUUCAGUAUCUGAAAGGCUUCAAAGGGAAAAACAUUACCCCGGGGGUGCUGCCCCCCGAUCAUGCUAUUGGACGGACUAAAUACAUCCACCAAGAAAUAUUAGACACAAAAAAUUCCUAUGUGCAUAAAACAGAAAAAUUGAAAACUUCCCCUCCUCACAACAUAACCAUUUACUUUGGCACUGCCUAUGUGGCCCUCACAAGGGAAUUCGCUAACUUCGUCCUCCAGGACCAGCAUGCACUUGACCUACUGUCCUGGUCCAAGGACACCUACAGUCCUGAUGAACAUUUCUGGGUGACCCUCAAUAGGAUUCCUGGAAGCAGCAUCUGUGACUAGCUGAAAGCCUGGCCUCCUGUCGCUGUAGACUGGUCUGGAAACAAACGGUCUCCUGUCCCGUGGUUCUGGAAUGCUCUACUUCUGCUGCUCAUUCUAGUCUCUCCUCAAGACCCACUAACUAGAAAAGGCACUCCCUCAGGGAAGCCUUCCCUGCCCCUUUCCUCUGCCACAGAAGCAGCCACUUGUGCUCCUGCUUGGGUAAGAGCAUCUCCUCCGCGGCAUCCUCGCUGUUUGUGCGGAUCUCCCCGACUUUGCUCACAUCUCUGCGCCCCCCCGCUGCACACACUGAGAGGUGAGAAUGUGAACUAGACAUCUGCCUAGCCUCCUCAUUCUGUGGGUUCCAAUCUAAUGCUGAAUAAGGAGCAAAUGAAAGGGAGAGCAAAUGAGUGGGAGAGAAAAGAGUAUUACUCUGCUUGCCUAAUACUUUCUACAAAUAUUUAAUAUUUUUAGCAAAUAAAGAAAAUUAUCCUGCA
Molecule: messenger RNA, 2192 nt
Organism: Myotis davidii
Lineage: Eukaryota; Metazoa; Chordata; Mammalia; Chiroptera; Vespertilionidae
Product: N-acetyllactosaminide beta-1,6-N-acetylglucosaminyl-transferase, isoform A
Exons: 2
Coding region: 778-1719 (313 amino acids)
Biological process (GO): transforming growth factor beta receptor signaling pathway
Cellular component (GO): membrane
Molecular function (GO): acetylglucosaminyltransferase activity
Source: RefSeq, a predicted model, not a curated record